Messenger RNA from Neomonachus schauinslandi (Hawaiian monk seal), 1427 nucleotides. It is a transcript of the gene KXD1, whose product is annotated as KxDL motif containing 1. Bases 161 to 691 code for a protein of 176 amino acids. Gene Ontology annotation, cellular component: BORC complex. The record is from RefSeq and is a predicted model, not a curated record. NCBI's taxonomy places the organism in Eukaryota, Metazoa, Chordata, Mammalia, Carnivora, Phocidae. Gene Ontology annotation, biological process: lysosome localization. The transcript has 5 exons.
UCGGCCCCGUGCACGUCGCCUACACGCGGGGUCGCACGUAUGGUGCGUGGUGACGUUGUGGCGGCGCGGGCGCCAUCCCGGAAGCGCGAGCAAGGCCGCCAGAUGUGCAGACUGAAGACUCCCUGCCUGCCUGUUUCAGGCAGCGGAGGAGGAGGAAGAGAUGGACCCCCCGGACUCGGCCUCGAGGGUCUUCUGCAGCCGCAUCCUGAGCAUGGUGAACACAGAUGACGUCAACGCUAUCAUCCUGGCUCAGAAGAACAUGCUGGACCGGUUUGAGAAGACCAACGAGAUGCUGCUGAAUUUCAACAACCUGUCGAGCGCCCGCCUGCAGCAAAUGAGUGAGCGCUUCCUGCACCACACAAGGACCCUGGUGGAGAUGAAGCGGGACCUGGACAGCAUCUUCCGCAGGAUCAGGACGCUGAAAGGGAAGCUGGCCAGGCAGCACCCGGAGGCCUUCAGCCACAUCCCAGAGGCAUCCCUCCUGGAGGACGAGGAUGAAGACCCCAUCCCACCCAGCACCACAACCACCAUUGCCACCUCGGAACAGAGCACGGGCUCUUGUGACACCAGCCCUGACACUGUCUCACCCUCCCUCAGCCCCGGCUUCGAGGACCUCUCCCAUGUCGGGUCCAGCUCCCCUGCCAUCAAUGGCCGGAGCCAGACGGAUGAUGAGGAGACACCGGGCGAGUAACACUACUCCCUGGUGCCCCGAGGGGUCUCAGGGCAGUGGCACUCCCCUGGUGUCUGAGGUGGCAGCAGGUAACCCUGCCUGGAGAUCAGCAGCUUCGCCACCCUGUUCUGUCACCCAGGGCUCCCUGGGGGACCUGGCUCCCUCUGGGGGUGUGGAAUUCCUAGGGGGUCUGUCAUUCCUACUUCUUCCUCAUUGAGAACAUCUGUCUUUUGCAGACCCCUCUGCCAGGCCAGGGGAUGACCAGCUCAGCUGGAGUUGUUGGGCUGGGUGUGAGGGAGCUUUUCCAGAGCCAAGCUUGAGGUCUGCUAAAGGCUCCCAAAGACCAGAGCCAGAUUGCCCCUGCCCCAGUGCCCCAGUCGAGACCUCCUCAAAGCAGACCAGCACUGUCUGUCUGAGUUCACCCCAGCCCAUCCCUGCACCUACCAAUUCUGGUCUCCCUGUCCCUUCUUCCAACAAAAGUAUUGAAUACUGUCUCCAAUAGGUAUCUCAAGGAGGUUUCUGAGACAAUUGUAGAAGCCUCAAGAUGGAGGCUGGCCAUUCAGCCGCAAGCCUGAUAAAGCCUGUGUUUCUCUGACCAGAGGUGUGAACCUUGAAGGCCCAGCAGGCCUCUCCCAGGGCCUCCGUGGAGCAAGCUGAGCCACCUUGGAAAACAGAGUUAAACGGAAUAUUUUUGUACCCGAUGUAUACAGAUGCUAUUGGGAAGUUAUCAAUAAAGACUCUGUUACUAAAAAGGGAA